This is a messenger RNA of Pyricularia grisea, 2835 nucleotides long. RefSeq lists its product as uncharacterized. The record is from RefSeq and is a predicted model, not a curated record. Bases 1 to 2835 code for a protein of 944 amino acids. The transcript is spliced from 2 exons. Lineage: Eukaryota; Fungi; Ascomycota; Sordariomycetes; Magnaporthales; Pyriculariaceae.
AUGGCUGAAGUAGCACAGUCCGCAACGUCCUCUCCUUGGGAGAAGACAACCAAGGACAACGGUGCCAACAACAACAAGGACCAGGAAGAAUACUUCCGCGAGAUCAAGGCCGGCGACAAGUCACAGGCCCAAAGCGACAUUGGCAGCAAAAAGGACAUCGCCGCCUCAGAGGUCGCUGAUGAGUCCAAGAAGGAUCUGCCUACUGAUGACGACGACCAAGUACCCGCCGAGGAGCUGACGCCCGAGGAUGCCGUCGACUCGCGUAGCAGAGUCGAUAGCAACGUCGAAAGCAAGGUCGACCCUGAGGGCGAUGGUGACAGUGGUGUCGACAUGGACAAGCACGACCUCGAUGAGGUUGAGCCCGAGCCCAUGAGCGAAACCAGCACUGAGAGAAUUAAGAAGGCCGCCGAGGACGGAAGCAGCAACAACCCUCUCGCAGCUUUGGACCAGGACAAGAGCGCGCUCGGCAAAGUCACCGGUCAACUUGGUGAUGCCACUGAGCCGGUCACCGAGACCGCUCAGGAGGCGACAAGCAAGGUCGGCGACGUUGCCAAGGAGGGCGGAAGCAAAGUCGGCGAGGCCGCUAGCAAGGUCGGUGAGGCCACAGGUCUGGUCGGAAGCCAGGCCGGUGAGGCCACUAGCCAAGUGGACUCCAAGCUAGGUGAAGGCGAGCAAACGCUCGGCGAGACCACCAAGGCUGGAGAAGAGAAGCUUGGCGAGACUGCUGAAGCUGGCGAGGAGAAGAUCGGCGAGACCACUGAAGCCGGUGAGGAGAAGCUCGGUGAGACUACGGAAGCCGGCGAGGAGAAGAUCGGCGAGACUACUGAAGCCGGUGAGCAAAAGCUCGGUGAGACUACGGAAGCCGGCGAGGAGAAGCUCGACGAGGCUGGUGAGAAGCUCGAAGAAACAAAGGAGGGCACUGAGGACAAGCUUGAUGAUGCCACCAAGGACGGCGAGCAAAAGCUCGACGAGACUGCCGAAGCUGGCGAAGAGAAGCUCGGCGAGACUGCCGAGGCCGGUGAGGAGAAGCUCGACGAGGCCGGCGAAAAGAUCGAAGAGGAGGCCGACAAGGUCGACUUCUCAAUCCUCAAGGGCGGCAAGGUCAACAAGGGUGGCAAUGUCGUCAACAGCGACGGCAAGGUCAUCGGCCGUAUCAAGGAGGGCGUUAUGGCCCAUCUCGUCGGCAAGAGGACCGAUGAGGAGGGUGCCAUCUGGAACGACAGUGGCGAGAUAAUUGGUCGGGCCGAGCCUAUCCCCAAGGAUGAGCUUGAGACCAUGACCAAGGAGUCGGGCCCGUUCGAGGCUUUCCCCGACGCUACUGUCAACGCCAAGGGUAUGGUUGUCUUCAACGAAGAGGAGAUCGGCAAGGUCAUCGAGGGCGACAUCAAGAAGCUCCGCGGCAUGAAGGUUGACCCCGAUGGUGACAUCCUUGACCGCAGCGGAAACGUUGUCGGCAAGGCUGAACGCUGGGAGGCCGAGCCUGAGCCCGAGGCUGAGCCUGAACCCGAGGUUGACCGUUCCAUCCUUGCUGGCAAGCGUGUCAACAAGGCCGGCAACGUUGUCGAUAGCAGCGGCACCAUCUUCGGCCGCGUCGUAGAGGGUGAUGCCAAGCGCAUGAUCGGUCGCAUGUGCGACAAGAAGGGCAACAUCCUCAGCGAGAGCGGUGACAUUAUCGGCCGCGCCGAGAUUGUGACUGAGGGCGAACGUGAGGGUUCCAAGGAGGGCCCCUUCGCCGAGCUUCAGGGCCUCACCGUCCGCAAGGAUGGUAUGGUCGUCACCCCUGGCGGCGAUGUUGUCGGUCGCCUGACAAAGGGUGAUGGCAAGACCCUGUCCGGUCGCAGCGUCGACGAGGAUGGUGAUGUGUGCGACAAGAACGGAAACGUUCUUGGCCACGCUGAACGCUACGAGGAGCCCGAGGUCGAGAAGAAGAAGAACCCUCUGUCUGGCCGUCGUGUCAACAAGGAAGGUAACGUCGUCGAUGCAGACGGAAACCUCGUUGGCAAGCUCACCAGCGGUAACCUCAGCAUCUGCUCUGGCAAGGAGAUUGAUGACGAUGGAGACGUCGUCGACGGCAAGGGCACUACAAUUGGUCACGUUUCUCUGCUCGAGGACAUCCCUCCUGAGCCUGUUGAGGAACAGUCCCCUGAGGACAAGGCCAAGGAGGAGCAGGCCGAGAAGGACAAGGAGCUCGCUAAGAAGAUGAGCAUGCUCAUUGAGGGCGUCUUGGAGAAGGUCAAGCCCAUCUGCUCCAUGAUCAGCAGCAAAAUUGAGAAGGCUGAGCGCACUCCCAAGGAUGAGCUUGACGAGGAAGCUCUUGUCAGGGAUGUCAGGCCUCUGAUCGAGGAGGGUGGCAAGAUCCUUUCCGAGGCCAACGGCGGCAUUCGUGGACUCGACCCUGAUGGACGUAUUCAGGCCAACGCCAAGCACAAGACAGCCAGCCGUGAGGCCACUCCUGAGGAGUAUCACCUGGCUGACAACCUCAAGGAGCUGACCGGCACCGUCACCAAGUGCAUCGACGAUGCCAAGAAGAAGCUCGAGGGCAUGCCUCACGCCAAGAAGGAGCUCAACCCACUCUGGGGACUCUUGAGCGAGCCACUCUUCCAGAUUUUGGCCGCCGUCGGCUUGUUGCUCAACGGUGUCCUGGGACUUGUUGGUCAACUGCUGAGCGGUCUUGGCCUGGGUGGUCUUGUCGACGGUUUGCUCGGCGGUCUCGGUAUCAAGAAGAUCCUGGCCGGAUUCGGUCUUGGAUCGUUGACCGAUUCCUUGACCGGACAAAACCAGAAGAAGAAGAACGGCGGCGGCGGUGGUGGUCUCCUUGGUGGAGUCCUUGGUUAA